AUGCGUGCCAGUUCUACUGCUAUUCAACCAAAUGCAACAUGGUCAACGAAUGGUAUCACUGUUGCUGGAGGAAAUGGACAAGGUACGGGAACCAAUCAACUUCAUAACCCAUAUAGUUUAUACGUCGACGACCAUCUAACGGUUUACGUCGCUGAUCACAAUAAUCACCGUAUUAUGGAAUGGAAAUCUGGUGCAACGAAUGGCACUGUAGUUGCUGGUGUAAAUGGGCCAGGUAAUGCAACUAAUCAAUUAUAUGAACCACGAGAUGUAAUUAUCGACAAAGAGACCGAUAGUCUCAUAAUCUCGGAUACCAUUAAUAACAGAGUAGUUCGUUGGCCUCGUCGAAAUCGUACUCGUGGAGAAACUAUUAUUUCAAAUAUCAAUUGCUUCGGUUUAACAAUGGACGACAAUCGCUUUCUCUAUGUCGUUGACAAUGGAAAACAUGAAGUCAGACGAUAUAAAGUUGGUGAUGUUCAAGAAACACUGGUUGCAGGUGGUAAUGGACAAGGAAAUCGUCUCAAUCAACUCUCGAAUUCUUCCUACAUCUUUGUGGAUCAAGAACAUUCAGUAUAUGUGUCUGAAUGGAAUAAUCAUCGUGUCAUGAAAUGGGAAGAAGGUGGCAAACAAGGUACUAUUGUAGCGGGUGGUCAAGGAGCAGGAAAUAGUCUUAUACAAUUGAAUGGUCCUCGUGGAGUCGUUGUCGAUCAACUGGGUACUGUCUAUGUGGCUGAUUCAUGGAAUCAUCGAAUCAUGCGUUGGCCAAAGGGUGUCACACAAGGAACUGUCAUUAUUGGUGGAAACAGUUCUGGGGCACAGUCGAAUCAACUCAGUGAUCCCGUAGGUUUAUCCUUCGAUCGGCAUGGUAAUCUCUAUGUCGUCGAACACGGAAAUCAUCGAGUACAAAAAUUUAUUAUCGUAUAA
This is a messenger RNA of Rotaria sp. Silwood2, 921 nucleotides long. The record is from the annotation of a GenBank genome assembly. NCBI's taxonomy places the organism in Eukaryota, Metazoa, Rotifera, Eurotatoria, Philodinida, Philodinidae.